Messenger RNA from Monodelphis domestica (gray short-tailed opossum), 3433 nucleotides. Its product is annotated as transmembrane protease serine 4-like. The record is from RefSeq and is a predicted model, not a curated record. NCBI's taxonomy places the organism in Eukaryota, Metazoa, Chordata, Mammalia, Didelphimorphia, Didelphidae. Gene Ontology annotation, biological process: proteolysis. Gene Ontology annotation, molecular function: serine-type endopeptidase activity; protein binding. Gene Ontology annotation, cellular component: membrane.
UGUUCCACCUAACACAUGGCUUCUUCCAGUUCCAGCAUGAAGCCAAUUUUCCAACCUGUGAAGAUUGACCCAGAGCAACAGUUGCCUGUCAGUCAUAUCACAGUCAUAGACCAGGAACUCCAAGUGUGGGAUUUCUCAAGGCCCUGCUUCUCAAUGGCCCUGGUUGCCCUUCACUGUACUGACUGUGGAGGGAGCCUGUAUAGUUCCCGGGUGGUGGGCGGGCAUGAAAGUUCUGUGAAGAGCUGGCCCUGGCAGGUCAGCAUUCAGUACAAGAAGAGUCAUAUCUGUGGUGGCUCCAUCCUUGACCACUACUGGAUCCUAACUGCUUCCCACUGCUUCAGAAUCUCUUCUGUCGUGUCCCUCUGGAAAGUAAAGGUUGGCAUUCACUACCUGUAUGCCAGAACCCCAUACUUGGACCUGGACAAAAUCUUUAUUGUCAAGCACAACAGUUUACAUCCCAAAGAGAAUGACUUGGCCCUGAUCAAGCUGAAAAGGCCUCUUGUUAUGUCAGAUAGAAUCAGGCCCAUUUGUCUGCCAUUCUUUGAUGAAGAGCUGAUUCCAAGUACUACACUCUGGGUUAUAGGCUGGGGUUCCAUAAAAGAGUCAGAAGUAAAGGUUUCUAAAAUCCUACAUGAGGCAAAAGUUCAACUCAUUGACAGAAAUCAGUGCAACCAGGAAAAUGCAUAUUUUGGGGAUAUCACCAAGAAAAUGCUAUGUGCUGGUAUGCCUGGUGGCAACGUCGAUGCAUGCCAGGGUGACAGUGGUGGGCCCUUGAUGUACUACAAGGAAAAGUGGCAAAUAGUGGGCAUAGUGAGCUGGGGUAUUGGCUGUGGGCAACCCAACUUCCCAAGUGUGUACACCCGUGUCAAUUUCUUUCUCAACUGGAUCUAUAACAUCCGGAAGAAAUGAAGUUUCCUGCUGCUGUGAAGAUGCCAUUGGAAGCUGUUUUGCUCACCCCUCUUCCCUAAUCCUUUCCUCACUACAGGCUCCAGAACUUAGAUAUUUAUAAGAGUUCCUACCCUGAGCAGGUUCUCAUUUCUCAAAGACUGCUUCCUUCAAAGAUUUUGAGGCUUUCCUAAUGCACCUGAGAAGCUGCUUUCAAAUCCAGGUUCAAAUGCCAAGCUCUAAGGAAGGAAAUCCAUAGCCACCAUCUCAACCACCAACUCCCAGUCCCCUCUCCUAGAGGAGAGAUACUCCUCUGAACCUAGAAGCCUUCUGAGCCUCUGAUUUCCAGAGUACUAUACUCUCUCAGUAUGGGCACAGGGUUGAAUGACUGUUCCCUCUUUUGGACUCCCAUCAUCCCUGAAAAGGGUAGGAGGAGAGAAAAGAGGACCAAGGCAGUUAGGACAUCACCUGUUCUGACAUCCCAGGGCAGAUGAGAACAUACAUACUUACCUGCUGUGGGGCUUGUGAAUACUGCUACCAUCUUCACUGCUUUUGCCAGAAAAUGCAGUGCCUUUGGGAUGCACGAUGGCUGUGUCAUUUGUGGUCUGUACUCCUCUAAUACUAUUGUUAACUGUGAUAACUGGAUUACACUUCAGUUCCCCCCAUGUCUAAAGUUUACUUUGGUAGGAAUUUGAGGACCUACAAAAGCACCUCUAAAUCACCAGAGCCACCUUCAUGAGUGUGUUAGGUCUUUGAAGAGGCCACAAAUGUGAUCGUGAAUUCAAGAAGAGUAUUUGGUCCAGAAUUCUAAUUUCACCAAGGUUAGAAAUUGAUGCUGUGUGCAGAAAGUCCCUCCACAUGUGCAGAUGGGCAGGUGAUCAGCAACUUAGAGUCUGAGGAAGUUACCUAACGUGUUGAGAAAGUUCAUGACUUGCCCGUGCUCACAUAACUAGUCCAUGUUCUAAGUAGAACUCAAUCCCAGUUCUUCCCAAUUCUCAGACCUACUCUUUCUGCCCUCCCAUAUUCCAUCUAACCAGGGAGAUAAUCAAAGCACUCAGAAUGGCUUUGAGAUACAGCCUGCUGGGAAUAGUGUACUAAUGAAACUUGGAUAAACCAGCUUCUUACCCAUCCAAGAAGGCCUCUCCUGUCAUCUCUUCCUCUGUGCCCUUCUCCAAGUAGUUUAUUUGGUAGUAGAAAGAAGUCUAAGAAUUGGAAUUUCAAAACAGUUGGAAAAUAUUAGAAUAACCUUAUGUUUGGUGAAAGUAAAGACCCAACUUUGGGGAUAGGAAUUCAGUAUUUGGUAAAAAUGUUUUUAGAAAACUAAAAAGUAGUCAGGCAGAAACUAGAUAUAAACCAAUAUUUUAUACCAUCUACUAAGGUAAAAUCAAAGUGGAUACAUGAUAUAAGCAUAAAGGGAGAUAUAAUAAGCAAAUUAGAAGAACGGGGAACAUAUUACCUAUCAAAUUUAUGGAUAAGAGAAACACUUAUGAAUAAACAAGCAAAAAAGAUAUAAAAUGUAUAAAUUUGAAUAUAUUAAAUUUAAAAGUUUUGUACACAUGGAAACUAAUGUAGCCAAGAUUAGAAGAAAAGCAAGGUGGUGGGGUGGAUUAUAGACAGUUUCUCAGAUCUAAAAAUAUAUAUAUGGAAUUGUCAAAUUUAUAAGAAUAUGAACCAUUCCUCAACUGAUAAAUGGUCAAAUGAUCUGAAUAGAUAGUUUUUGGAUGAAGAAAUCAAAGCUAUGUGUAAAUAUAUGGAAAAUGCUCUAGAUGAUUAUUGAUUAGAGAAAUGUAAAUCAAAAUAACCAUGAUUUCAUCUUAUGCCUAUCAAAUUGACUAAAAUGAUAAAAGGACAAAAUUUAUAAUGUUGGAUGGGGUGUGGAGAAAAGGUGAUACUAAUAUACUGUUGGUGGAACUGCGAACUGAUCCAACCAUUUUGGAGAGCAAUUUGGAAUUAUACACAAGUAUAAAACCUUUCUAUAUGCAUACCUUUAUAUAUGUGUAUACCUUUAAACCCAGCAAUACCAACAUUAGGUUUAUUUCCUAAGGUGAUCCAGAAAAAAGGAAAAGAAACUUUAUGUUCUAAAAUAUUUAUAGAAGCUCUCUUUGUGGUGACCAAGAACUGGAAAGUGAGAAGAUGGCAACUGAGGAAAGGCUGAACAAGUUGUGGUAUGAGUUGGUGAUGGAGUACUAUUGUGCUAUAAGCAAGAUAAUUUCAGAAAAAAGUUGGAAAGAUCUACAGGAAGUGAUGCAGAGCAAAAUAAGCAGAAUCAGGAGAACAUUGUACAGCAAUUGGAUGAUUACAUUGUUAACAGCAAUAUUGUACAAUGAUCAACUGAAAACUUGGCUACCUUAAGCAAUGCAAUGAUCAAGGACAAUCUUCAAAAUAUGACAGAAUGUUAUCUGCCUCCAGGGCAAGAACUGUUGAAUCAGGUGGAUACAGAUCAAAAGCUUACUAUCUUUCACAUCAGUUUACUUAUGGUUUUAUUAGGGGGUUUUGGUUUUGUAUGAGUGUGCUCUUAAAACAAUGACCAAUAUGGAAGUGUAUUUGC